Molecule: messenger RNA, 1532 nt
Organism: Nicotiana tabacum (common tobacco)
Lineage: Eukaryota; Viridiplantae; Streptophyta; Magnoliopsida; Solanales; Solanaceae
Product: putative UDP-rhamnose:rhamnosyltransferase 1
Molecular function (GO): UDP-glucosyltransferase activity
Source: RefSeq, a predicted model, not a curated record
AUUCCACUGUAAUAAAAACCAUGGCUGAAACAAAGAAGCUUCAUGUUGUGUUAUUUCCAUGGUUAGCUUUUGGCCACUUAAUUCCAUUUUUCGAACUUGCUAAACAAAUUGCACGUAAGGGUCACAAAGUUUCCUAUAUUUCAACUUCUAGAAACAUCGAUCGACUCCCAAAAUUUUCUCAAAAGUUAAAUUACUCCAUACAUUUUGUUAAUCUUUCUCUACCUUUAACCAAAGGUCUACCAGAAAACGCGGAGGCCACAAAGGAUGUACCACUUGACAAGGUUCAAUACCUCAAGAAGGCUUUUGAUGGACUCGAAUCCGAGUUGACUCAGUUCCUCGAGGACUCAGUCCCCGAUUGGAUCAUUUACGAUUUUACCCCUUAUUGGUUGCCCCCGAUCGCGGGUAGACUUGGAAUUUCACGUGCCUUCUUUAGCACGUUUAAUGCAUGGUCUAGUGUAUUUUUUGGUCCGGCAAAAGACGUAAUUGACGGUAAUAUUCAACGGACCAAGCCUGAGGAUUUCACUGUUCCACCAAAAUGGAUCCCUUUUCCGUCCAAUAUAGCAUUCCGUCUCUAUGAAAUAAACAGGUAUUUUGGCCAUGGGCAAGAGAACGUCUCAGGCGUCUCCGAUUGGCAUCGGUUUGGAGAAUCAGUGUCCGGUUGUGAUGUGUUUCUUGUACGUAGUUGUAACGAGUUAGAGAGAGAAUGGUUAGAUCUUCUUCCAGAGCUUCAUCAGAAACCUAUCGUGCCAGUCGGCCUGUUGCCACCUUCCGUACAAGAUACGGAAGGUGACAAAAGCUAUGCAUGGGGUUUUAUUAAUAAUUGGUUAGCCAUGCAACGUAAAAAAUCAGUUGUUUACGUAGCCCUAGGAACCGAGGCAACUCCGAGUCAAGAGGAACUCACUGAGUUGGCUCAUGGGUUGGAGUUAUCCGGGUUGCCAUUUUUCUGGGCUCUAAGGAAACAACAUGAUUUUUUAUUGUUAAAAUUACCCGAAGGUUUCGAGGAACGUACCAAAACUCGAGGUAUAGUUUGGAUGAGUUGGGCUCCACAACUCAGGAUAUUGGAACAUGACUCAGUGGGUUGUUUUUUGACUCAUUGUGGCUGGGGUUCUAUUAUAGAAGGACUUCAAUUUGGAAAACCCCUUGUUAUGUUGCCUUUUUUGGGAGAUCAAGCACUAAAUGCUCGAUGUUUGGAAGAAAAAAUGGUGGGAUUAGAAAUUCCAAGAAAUGAAAGGGAUGGGUCUUUGACUCGGAACUCAGUGGCUGAGUCACUCAAAUUAGUGAUGAAUGAUGAGAAGGGAAAGAUUUAUUGGGAGAAAGCAAAUGAAAUGAGAAAAAUAUUUGGAAACAGAGAUUUAUGUGAUAACUACAUAGAUGACUUCAUUGAAUUCGUAAGAACAGAAGUAAUUGUAUAGAUUAAUAGAGUGGAUUAUCAUAGAUGAAAAUAUUGUACCUACCAUUCACCUUUCUCUUUUCUCUUUUCCCUCCCUUGGUGUAAUAAAACAAAUUAAAUAAAUAAUCUUUUUUAUUUUCUA